AUGCUAUACAAAGAUGCUGUUGUGUCUCUGGAGGAGCAGAGUAGAUGCUGCUGUGUCUCUGGAGGAGCAGAGGAGAUGCUGCUGUGCUUGGAGGAGCAGAGGAGAUGCUGCUGCUGUGCUUGGAGGAGCAGAGGAGAUGCUGCUGUGUCUCUGGAGGAGCAGAGUAGAUGCUGCUGUGUCUCUGGAGGAGCAGAGGAGAUGCUGCUGUGCUUGGAGGAGCAGAGUAGAUGCUGCUGUGUCUCUGGAGGAGCAGAGGAGAUGCUGCUGUGUCUCUGGAGGAGCAGAGGAGAUGCUACUGUGCUUGGAGGAGCAGAGGAGAUGCUACUGUGA
Messenger RNA from Knipowitschia caucasica, 330 nucleotides. Lineage: Eukaryota; Metazoa; Chordata; Actinopteri; Gobiiformes; Gobiidae. The record is from the annotation of a GenBank genome assembly.